This is a messenger RNA of Salvia splendens (bonfire salvia), 2106 nucleotides long. Its product is annotated as heparan-alpha-glucosaminide N-acetyltransferase. The record is from RefSeq and is a predicted model, not a curated record. The transcript is spliced from 13 exons. Bases 395 to 1792 code for a protein of 465 amino acids. NCBI's taxonomy places the organism in Eukaryota, Viridiplantae, Streptophyta, Magnoliopsida, Lamiales, Lamiaceae.
UUGGGAGGAGAGAGAGAGAGGAGGCAGUGGGUGGCCACUGUCCACUGCCAAUCUCAAAAAGCCACCCAACCCAACCCCUACGUUUCAUGCCUUUCUAUCUAUCUCUCUUCAUUUACCUAAAUUCCAUAUUCAUCCAUAAAUUAUUUAAUUCUUUCACGAUUCUUUCUUUACCUGUCGCAUUUGCACAAAGUUGGCAGGAGUUUCAGCAACAACACACAAUCCUAGCUUACAUACACAGGAUUUUAGAGUUGGACAAGGAUUGGGCAUUUGGAUUGAUCGCCGAAUGGAUUAAAUUAUAUCCGAAUCGAAUAUUGGAAAUUGGAAUACGAUAUGUUGGUUUGGAUUUUGGUGUGAGAGAGACAGAAUCGAGAUCGCGAGCAUUGGUAGGUCGAUCAUGGCGUCAUACAAACUCAUCAGAGAUGGCGGCGACGAAGGGACAUUGGAUCUGCGGGCGAAGAAUUGCGCUCUGCGCAUUGAUAACGGCGGCGGCCAUGGUGGCGAUGUUGAGUCUGCUUACUUGAAAAGCAAUACGCCUUCUUCUCGUCUCAAGCCGCCGGUUUUGGCCGGCGCUGGCGGUAAUGCUAAGUGCACUCCGCCGUCUGGCCGCCUAAUUUCUCUCGACGUUUUCCGCGGCCUCACUGUUGUGUUGAUGAUCAUUGUUGAUAAUGCUGGUAGACUUAUACCAUCUAUCAAUCACUCGCCAUGGAACGGUUUGACCCUGGCAGAUUUUGUUAUGCCAUUUUUCCUAUUCAUGGUUGGUGUUUCACUCGGACUUGUAUAUAAGAAUAUGACUUGUAGAGUUGCUGCAACCAAGAAAGCAAUACUCCGAGCAGGAAAGCUUUUAGUACUUGGGAUUUUUCUACAAGGUGGCUAUUUCCAUGGCCUUAGUAAACUGACGUAUGGCGUGGACUUGGAACAACUCAGAUGGAUGGGCAUAUUGCAGAGAAUUGCAGUAGCAUAUUGGGUUGCAGCAAUGUGUGAGAUAUGGCUUAGAAAUGAAGAAAUAGUUGAUUCCAGAAAAUCUUUGCUGAAGAAAUAUAGAUGGCAAUGGGCCACAGCUUUCGUGCUUAGUACAGUGUAUCUUCUGAUGUUAUAUGGCUUAUAUGUUCCUGAUUGGGAAUACCAUAUUCCCAUAGAAGCAUCUUUCAGAGCUGAGGUAUUCAAGGUGAAAUGUGGAGUACGAGCAAAUACAGGACCUGCAUGCAAUGCUGCCGGAAUGAUUGAUCGUGCAGUUUUGGGUAUUCAACGCUUGUACCGCAAGCCAAUAUAUGCCAGAACACAACAAUGCAGUAUCAACUCACCAGAUUAUGGUCCACUUCCUCCUGAUGCUCCCUCAUGGUGUCGAGCCCCCUUUGACCCAGAAGGACUUUUAAGUACAGUGAUGGCAAUUGUCACAUGCUUGUUAGGUUUACAGUAUGGACACGUUAUCGUCCACUUUAAGGAACACAAGAAAAGACUUUCUCUGUGGUCGUAUCCAUCAAUGGGCUUUAUGCUCCUGGGAUUGAUGUGUCAUAUCUUAGGGAUGCAUAUAAACAAGGCUCUCUACUCCUUCAGCUAUACGUGUGUUACGGUUGGCCUUGCAGGGAUUCUACUCGCUACAAUUUAUCUAGUGGUAGAUGUGCGUGGAUGGAGGCGGUUCACUAUGGUACUUGAAUGGAUGGGAAAGAACGCGCUACUGAUAUACAUUCUCGUAGCGUGCAACAUCUUACCCCUUAUUCUACAGGGGUUUUACUGGAAGGAACCUCAUAACAACAUACUAACAUUGAUUGGAAUCGGGAAACGUAAUUAUUGAGAAGUUGCGCAUUUUUGGUGAUACAACUGCGCCGGGAAGAUUUGAGUCAUCAGCCAAUCAUCUCUUUCACUGGGCAUAGUAGACGAGGGAGGCGAGGGGAGAGGUCUACUCGAGGCAAGUGCAGCAGCAGCCAUUUUUGUGGAUGCAGCAAGCACGUAUCGGAUUCAUGUACAAACACUUCUAAUACAUAUAUUGUAGUGUAAUCUAAGAGAAAGAAAUCGGUAAUUAGAUCUGAUAAUUACUCUGAAGAUGAGAUACAAAGCUGAAUCAUACAUACUGCCUUUGGGCUAAUAUUAAAGGUCCAAUUCAAGUUA